UAGAGAGAAAAGGUUUUGGCGGUUGCUCAACUUUUUUCUCCCGCGCCACUGAAAGAGAGUGAAUUCAAUUCAAAAACUCAAAGCAUUGUUAUCGGAACGGACCACACCACUAGUCACGGGACGAUCGGAUAGAUGGCCGGCGAAAACGCGGCGGCGAAUGCAAUAUGUUCAAUCUGCUACGAGGAUCUGAAACCGGUGGCUGAGAAUCUUCAAUCGAUCUCCGCCUGUGGCCACGUCUUUCACGAGCUAUGUUUGCAGCAGUGGUUUGAGUACUGCCCGAGUGCGAACAAGAGAAACUGUCCGAUUUGCAAGCAGAAGUGUUAUCUGAAGGAUCCUUUCCGGCUUUACUUCCAAUCCUCCGGUAACCAGAUCGAAUCGGAGAAGGUUGCGGGGAUCGAGGAAGAUCCCGUGGUGUUGAGAGGAGAAGUGAAGCGGCUCGAAGGGAAGAUACAGAACCUAGCUUCGGCUCUGGAGGAGCAGAAGAAGGUGAAUGUUGAAGUCUCCGAUCAGUUGCAUCAAUGCAACGAGAAACUGAAGGAGGAUAAAACAAAAAGGUUGGAGGCUCUGCGAGAAGUAUCAACGAACAAACACUUGCUUAAACUAAAAUCAGAGGAAUGUGCUCAGCUUACUUCUCAGUGCGCUCAGCUACAAGACAGAACUAUGGCUCUUGCCAAGGAGCUCGCUUCGCUUAAAUUGGUUUCCGACAUAAGCUUGGAGGAAGAUGAUGUGCUGAAGCUUGCCUUGUUGGGGAAUAACGCAAAGACAAAAGAUACAAUAGACACACUUGUCAAGUCCUUGGUUAUCCGAAACAGGAGUUAUAAGGAGUUGUUAGCCAAGUGCAAUCAGCUGGGCAGAGGCGAAGCUCGAUCUUCUGAGAAACUUGAAAAAGCGUUGGAAAAGAUGGAUAAACUAAAGAAACGAGUGAGGGAACUUGAGAUGUUAACUGAAGAGAGUGAGAACAGAACAAUAAGGGAUAUAAUAAAAGCUUCAAAGAAUUGCAGUAACAGAGAAGUUUCCAAGCCUGCAACCGAGACCUUGGUUUCUUUCAGAGUGAUUCCAUCAGGCAACACAGUGGACGAAAUCUCUACACCACUUGGUAUGUUGGAGAAGAAUGCCGGCUUCACCAAUCAUGGAUCAUGCUCAAGGGGAAGAGAAGACUCCUUUGGUGGCAAAACGGAGUCAGUUAUCGAGGUGGAUGAUGAAGUUCCUGAAACCACCAUUUCUGGGAUCAGACAUUCUGAUUCUACUAUGACAGACGAGAAGGGCGAAGAUAACAAAGUUCAGGAGAAACGUGGUGAUCCGGUAGUCAAGGAUAUUAAGUUUAACAUCCGAGAAGAGUCCACAUUCUCAGCUGGUGCUGGGGACAGUUGGUUGUCAAGUGGAAAGAAUCAAAAUCUCAGAAGAUGGAGCAAACAGGGGGAUAGAAAAGAAGAUCCUCAUUCACUAGGAGGUUCUGUAUCAGGCAAGGAUGAUCUUAUCUCUGUUGGACCUGAUGGGAAAGGUGGAAGAAUCAAAGUGUUGAGAUCUAAACCCCAAUUUUCUAACGCUAAUGCAAGCUCAGGAAGUGGUAAGAGAUUCAAGACUGGAAGUAAAACAAGUGGUUCGUCCUCUCAAGGGUGUCUGCAGAUCGAACACUUUUUUGGAAAACCCGGUCGCUAACUUUUCGAGGUCUUUAUGAGAAACAUAUCUUUCUUCCUUGAAGAAGAAGCGUCAUGGUAGAGAGGCCUUGAUAUGAUUCUGAUAAGCUUGCAAAGUUUUUUUUUUUUUUUGAAGGCUUAAGCUUGAAUAGUUCCCUUAGCCUUUUUCAAGAAGAAGAAGCGUUCUGGUUGAUAGGCAAGGAGGAAGAUGGAUGUCAAUUGUCAAAAGUGGCCAAGUGAGGACUGAGGAGCAGGACUAGUACUAUGUCAUUUUAUUCAAUAGUUGAAUCUGGAGAGACAUGAGUCUUGAGGAGGACUCUAUUUGGAUUUGGCUGACGAUCCUCAAUAUUUCUAGUCUCUAUUCGAAGUGUAUCUGGUUUCGCUCAUUGUCAUUCAACAAACUUGUAAUACAAGUAUAUGAUAAGAGUAUAGAAUUUGAUUGCGAAAAGAUUUGGUAGCUAAACACUAUCCUUGGAAG
Molecule: messenger RNA, 2115 nt
Organism: Raphanus sativus (radish)
Lineage: Eukaryota; Viridiplantae; Streptophyta; Magnoliopsida; Brassicales; Brassicaceae
Exons: 9
Coding region: 133-1659 (508 amino acids)
Source: RefSeq, a predicted model, not a curated record